AUGAGAACAGCCGGCGCAUUGAUUGACGCUUCGGAACCAUAUCCGGAAGACUCGCUUCAUCGUGCUUCAAAAAUGGUGAAUGCGCCGCAAGUGACACUUUCCACGACAUCUGUGGGAUCGCCACCACACACAGAGCAAUCAGGACUGAUGCGGCUGGAGCACUUGCAGUCAUUACCGCCAGUGUACAUAUCGACCACCUGUGAUGGAUGCAACACCUCAGGAGGAGCGACUGAACAUGGACCGGCGAUAUCUGGAGAAGAUCACGAAUCGCCGUUGAUUGAUGAGGAUGAACGGGAGGUUCUUCUUUCACAAAUUGAAACGUUGCUAGGGGUAUUGGUGCCCUUCAAAGCAACCGCGAGGAUGAAGUCCGUCUUCCAGGAAAAGACUCUGGAUGAUCUGACAAAAUCGGAUGAAGAGUGGCCUGAUGUUGGAUUCGAUGAGAGCUUGGUGACUUCUGCCGUCAGGAAGGGGCAUGUGGGUCAACUUUUGCGUCCGCUCGAAGAGAAUCACCUACGUAUCAAGCUUUUACUCGAGACUCGGUAA
Molecule: messenger RNA, 543 nt
Organism: Gamsiella multidivaricata
Lineage: Eukaryota; Fungi; Mortierellomycota; Mortierellomycetes; Mortierellales; Mortierellaceae
Exons: 4
Coding region: 1-543 (180 amino acids)
Source: RefSeq, a predicted model, not a curated record